AUGUGGAGUCUCCACACGUUGCUUGUCACCUUUUUAGAGAUUGCGAUGCACCUUGCGUCGCACCUGACCCCGCUUCCGGUUGGCCAGCAGGCCAGUGAGGCCAGAGAUAUUGAGGCCGGAGAAUCUGCUGGAAGGGAGGCCGCGGGGCAGCCAUCGGUGAGGCGGCACAGCCUGGUGCAGAGGCAGCUGGGCAGCAGACUGGGCGAGAGGGGAACUGCGCACAAAGGUCGCUGA
Messenger RNA from Klebsormidium nitens, 234 nucleotides. Lineage: Eukaryota; Viridiplantae; Streptophyta; Klebsormidiophyceae; Klebsormidiales; Klebsormidiaceae. The record is from the annotation of a GenBank genome assembly.